AUGGCCAAUGAAACUGAAGAACAUAAAACAAGAAGUCAUAAACCUUCUUCUUCUCUCGAAGCAGUUCUAGAAGAAUUUGAGGGUAAUAGUACUAUCGCAGAACUGGUCAAAAGUACGCCAUUGGCAGAUCCCAAAGCUGCCACUGAACCGAUAGCCAAUAUUCCACACCGUCCCCGUCGUCGAAGUAGUGUAUCGAUUCUUCAAACACUUGCCCAUUCUCAUCUACUGUCGACAAGUGAUGCUCGAAGACGAAAUUUUCUUGUUGGAUCUUCACGACAAUUACCAGAAAAUGCUAUGAAUGAUAUAUCUUCAUGUUUUCCAAAUGGACGAUUAUUGACAAUAAUGGUAGUAACAUGGAAUACAGGUGAAGCACCAAAAUUAUAUGAACAAAAUUUUACACCAACAGCUCGAGAAACAGCUCAACCAAAAGAACGUAUGCUAGAUGAUAUGUGUGAUAUAUUAUUACCAACAUGUAUUGAUUAUGUUUCUGAUUUAAUUGUUGUUUGUACACAAGAAAUGUCUGCAUCAAAAAAUAGAACGGAUUGGGAAAUUUUACUUCAAGAAGUUAUUGGUCAAAAUCAUGUUUUAUUUCAUUCAGUUCAUUUUGGUACUUUAUCAUUAUGCAUAUUUUUACAAAGAAAUUUAAUUUGGUAUUGUACUGAACCUGAAGAAGAUAUUAUUAAGUUUCGAGCUGUGAAUCCUAUACGUACAAAAGGUUCAUUAGUUGUAACUUUUAAUCUUUUUGGUACAUCAUUUAUGAUUAUUAAUUCACAUUUUGAUGCUGGUGAGGGUACUGAAGGUCGAUCAAAUCGACGAUUAAAUUUUCAAAAUACAUUAGACAAAUUAGCAAUACCACAUGAAUUUGUUCAAAGAGCUAUUGCACCAAGUAGAUCUCUAGUAUCUUUAGUUGAUGAAGAAACCUUAAAACGUUCUGAGUCAACAGUAUCACUUGAUACUGUUCAGAAUACAGGUGUAGAUAUAACAAAAGCAUGUGAUUGUAUUCUAUGGGCUGGUGAUAUGAAUUUUCGAAUUGAAAUGAACCAUCAACAAGCAUUAGAUCAUUGUAAUGAAAACAAUUAUGCUGAAAUUUUACUUAAAGAUGAAUUUCGUAUGUUACAACAGAAAACAGGUGAUCGAUAUUGUGAUUUUAAAGAAGCGAAUAUUGAUUUUCCUCCGACAUAUAAAUUUAAUUUACGCUCUAACGAUGAUACUUAUGCUAAAAAUCGAAUACCAUCAUAUACAGAUCGUAUUAUAUAUCGAGAUAAACCAGGAUUACAAAUUCAAUGUACACAAUAUAAAUCCAUUGAAAAUGUAAAACAUUCUGAUCACAAACCUGUUAUUGCUCAUUUUCGUCUUAAACUUAAACCUGGUUUACAUACAGGAAAUCCUGCAUAUGGAAAAUUUAAUCGUGAAGUUUACAAGCGUGGUUGUGAACAACGUGAACGACAUCAUUCAUUAGGUGUUGGUGUAGAAAAUAAUAAAAAACGUCGACAGCCUAUAACUAACAGUUCUACUUGUGUUCUUCUGUGA
Molecule: messenger RNA, 1530 nt
Organism: Rotaria sp. Silwood2
Lineage: Eukaryota; Metazoa; Rotifera; Eurotatoria; Philodinida; Philodinidae
Source: the annotation of a GenBank genome assembly